Acaulospora colombiana is the source of this 726-nucleotide messenger RNA. NCBI's taxonomy places the organism in Eukaryota, Fungi, Glomeromycota, Glomeromycetes, Diversisporales, Acaulosporaceae. The record is from the annotation of a GenBank genome assembly.
CGGCCAACGCUUCAAAGUCGGUGCCAGCUCACACUUUGAUCCUCGCCACGCCAUUCUUUGGCAUACACGCCCCAUCGCACAAGCCUUUGACCAGUUUAAAACACCAAUCUGAAGAGCAACAAGAUCGUUUUGCUAGCAUGUCACUACUAGAUCAACAAAAUACUGCACCUCCCGAAAUCAGGGCAGUUGUUAACUUUCUCCGUUCAAAGUCAGGACCCAAACUGCGAACUGGGGUGCUGGACGGCAAGCGAGUAGAUUACUUCAAAGGCUCUGGUGCUGUCAAGGCCCUCCUAACCCCAGCCUAUGCUAAACUAAAGAAUACUCCGAAGGUGACAUCGGAGGUCGAGGCGAAGGAGCUCCUGUCACAGACGAUACGGCAUGCAUUCUUCCUUCGAGUUAAUAAGGGUGAUAGUAUUACCCUCACCUCUGGACAAACCAAAACGAAGGCAAAGGUCGACUCUUUCAUCCCACUUUGGGACUGGGAUAUCAAAAAGAAAAAGAAGGGAAAGAAGGAGGGAAAACCCAAGAAAAAGGGCAAGGACGAGGGUUCGCGACCAGACACUCCCGAUGAUAGUCUACGCCCGCCAAAGGCUGCUUUUGCUUCAGACUCCGAUACAUCGAGGCCCGCUUCUUCAAGGGGCGGCGCAAGAAUUGAAGAGGCUCUCUCUCUUGCACAUGCCCAACUUUCUGAAGUGAUGUGGGACAUGACUUUGAAGAAGGUUUUGG